This is a messenger RNA of Botrytis cinerea B05.10, 2434 nucleotides long. RefSeq names its product Bcitt1 (gene Bcitt1). Gene Ontology annotation, molecular function: zinc ion binding; ubiquitin protein ligase activity; ubiquitin conjugating enzyme binding. The transcript is spliced from 2 exons. NCBI's taxonomy places the organism in Eukaryota, Fungi, Ascomycota, Leotiomycetes, Helotiales, Sclerotiniaceae. Gene Ontology annotation, biological process: ubiquitin-dependent protein catabolic process; positive regulation of proteasomal ubiquitin-dependent protein catabolic process; protein polyubiquitination. The coding region runs from base 177 to 2102 and encodes 641 amino acids. The record is from RefSeq and is a predicted model, not a curated record. Gene Ontology annotation, cellular component: ubiquitin ligase complex; cytoplasm.
GAGAAUAUCUUCAACUUACUUUCACCAACUUUCAGAACCGUGGAGUCUGGAUGUCUUGGUUGUUUCGCUCAUAUUUAUGACCUUGGUGGUCGAAUCGCUUCUACUACCUAGAGAACCUAGAGCAGAAGUUGUUCUGUUAGCUUGUUUCACCGUUCGUCCUUCUAUCUUUCACCAAGAUGGAGGAUCAGCGAACAGAAGAGUUUGACUGCGUCGCCGCUAUCUUUCCUGAAAUCGAAUUCAACUCCACUAACAAGUUUCGCGCUUCCAUCGAACUAUCUGUGAAGCCCGGAAACCCGGUCACUGUCUCGUUUCCCACUGCGUCCGAUGGUGUGCUAAACUUCCCUACCCCGCCAUUGUCUGCCAGUUCUGAAAAUGCGGAGGGCAACGCAAUCAACAAUCCCGUAGUUAAUAAUACCGAAUCGCACGAAAUCACGUAUCUACCAUCACUGCAACUACAUAUUACAUUACCAGAAGGUUACCCGGAAUCUGAACCUCCGAAGUUUGAGCUGUCUACAACACCCGCAUGGCUUCCUCGAACCCGUCUCGAUGAGCUUGAGGCCGAUGGAGUUCGCAUGUGGGAAGAAAUGGGUCACGACUUGGUGGUAUUCGCAUAUAUUGAUUCACUACAACAAGGGGCUGAGAAUGCCUUUGGUUAUGGCGAGGAAGACAAAAUGUUAGAGAUUCCACAAGAUGAUAAGAUCGCAUUGCUCGAUUUCGACAUCAAAUCUAUACAAGAAGCAUUCGACAAAGGAACCUAUGAUUGCGGUAUCUGUCUUGAUCCCAAAAAGGGCUCCGCUUGCCAUAAAAUGAUCGAUUGCGGGCACGUCUUUUGCAUCGAAUGUUUACAAGAUUUCUAUAAUAAUGCGAUCAAAGAGGGUGAUCUAAUAUCGGUUCGUUGCUUGGCCCCAAAUUGCGCAAAAGAGCGAGCCGAAAAGUCCACCAAAAAGUCUCGAAAGUCGAAAACUCAACUGAGUCCCAGCGAACUUCUUCAAAUACCCCUUGAACAUGAUGUUGUCACGCGCUUUGUGAAACUCAAGCAUAAAGCUCAACUGGAAUCUGACAAAAACACUGUGUACUGCCCAAGAGCUUGGUGUAACGGAGCUGCUAGGUCAAAAAAAUAUCGCAAACCAGAAGGUCUUGAGGACGAUGAAAGUUCAGAUGAUGAAUCCGAAACAGAGAUGAAAGGAAAGGGAAAAGGGUUUGUUGCAGGAGCGGACCUUAUCGCAAUCUGCGAGGACUGUUCUUAUGCUUUCUGUAGUCGAUGUCUACAGGGAUGGCAUGGAGAAUUCAAAAUUUGCACUCCAAAGAGAGAGAGAGAAGAGCUUUCUGAAGAAGAAAAGGCUUCGUUAGAAUACAUGCAACUUCAUACUACACCUUGCCCUACGUGUGCCGCUCCGGUUCAAAAAACACACGGGUGCAACCACAUGAUCUGUUUCAGAUGUAAUUCCCAUUUCUGUUAUCUUUGCUCGGCUUGGCUGGAACCAGCAAAUCCUUACAAGCAUUUCAACCAAGAAACUACGGGCUGCUAUCAACGACUUUGGGAACUUGAAGCGGGUGACGGCGACGAUGUUGGACGUGGCUUUGGUGGUGGAGUACAGGAAGCAAUCAUCGAGAUCCCUGAGGAGAUCGAAGAACCCGAGGUGGAGGAACCAGAGCAGGAAAUUCAGGAGCCCGAAGAGGUAAUUGAGCAAGGCGAACGACAGGAAGUAGAGCGACAAGCCCCUCUAGUUUUACGUCUAAAUCAGCCUCGUCAAGUUGCGCAACCUGCCCCUGCAGUCCCUGAUGCCCCGCAGGCACAUCGUGGACAACACAAUCGAGGAAAUCGACAGAAUCAGGGUCGUGGUAAUGGCGCUCCUCGUGGUCGUGCUGUUGGUAUGAAUAGACAGGAAAUCCCGCGGCAAGGGGCUGGCAGGGGUCGAGGCCGAGGUCGAGGUCGAGGUCGAGAUGACAUAGUUGUUGAUGCUGAAGAUCAGGACCAGCAUGCAGCGAAUCAGGCUUGGGUCCAGAGAUUUGUACGCAUGGCGUUAAACGACGAAGAAGAUCAGUUGGAAUGGGACGAUGAUGAAGAAAAUCAUGCCGCCUGGGAAAUACCAGUUCGGUAAUAGCUAUGAUAAUUAUUAAUAGGGUCGGAUUAAGGACGUGGAACACCAUGGCGCUGGCGAUAGAAAUUACAUAUUUAUUGGCGUUCUACGGUUUGUCGUUGUAGACAAUUGGGAUAUCUCGGUUUGCAUAUUAGCGAAAGGGGUGGGUGCAUGAUGGAGUACGUCGAUCCAUGAUAAAUACUUUAUCUCGUAAUUAAGAAGUAUUACUCAAUGGGUGCUUAGUUAAAUGAAGAUUGUAAUUUAUCAACCUCUAUUGGUCUUUUUCCAUUUAGAAAGCAUGUUGUGGGACGUAAAUUCAACAAGCGAAAGAGCAAUUCUUGGCGAUGUACACA